Hypanus sabinus (Atlantic stingray) is the source of this 5079-nucleotide messenger RNA. RefSeq names its product kelch-like family member 21 (gene klhl21). The transcript is spliced from 6 exons. Gene Ontology annotation, molecular function: protein binding. Bases 306 to 2123 code for a protein of 605 amino acids. Gene Ontology annotation, biological process: protein ubiquitination. The record is from RefSeq and is a predicted model, not a curated record. NCBI's taxonomy places the organism in Eukaryota, Metazoa, Chordata, Chondrichthyes, Myliobatiformes, Dasyatidae.
AGUUGCAAACUGGAAUUUGCAAUAAGUUUUUUUUUCCCCCACCCUUAUCUCCAAAUUUAUUUCUAAAGUAUAGAAAGGGGGUUGACGAGGUUAGUUGGUCGUGAAGCUAUCGAGUUAAGAUUUCCGGCAGCAACAAAAACGAAGAACCACCAUAGAACCUGUUUAAACCACACAACAAGACCAUCAAACUUGCAAGGGGAGAAAAAAGAGCAAAUUGCGCUAACAACAAAAAGCGAACAAACAACACAGAACGUUAAACUCAAACCACCGAGUCCCCAAAGAUGAUUUGAUCCCCAGCCAUCAGGAUGGAACGGCCGAGCAUAGUAACCCAGGCCUCUGUGUUGCCAUUCUUUGACCCCAGUCACGCCCUUAACAUCCUGCAGGGCAUCAACGAGCUGCGGAUAGAACGCAAGUUUUUUGACAUGACCCUGUGGGUGGAUGGCCAGGACUUCCCCUGUCACCGCACUGUGCUGGCAGCAGCCAGCCACUACUUCAAGGCCAUGUUUGCCGGCCGGCUGAAGGAGAGCUAUGCCGAGCGGGUGGAGCUGCAUGGGGUGAAGGCCGAGAUCCUAGGCCUACUGCUGGACUUCUCCUACACCGGCCAGGUGACUGUCACCCAGAGUAACGUGGAACCUCUGGCCCGGGCCGCCGACCUCUUCCAGUUCCACUCAGUGAAGGAGGCCUGCUGCGCCUACCUGGAGCGCCAGCUGGACGUGACCAACUGCCUGGAGAUCCAGGAGUUCGCUGAGGCCUACGCCUGCCGGAGCCUGGCCGAGAGUGCCAAGAGCUUCAUUCUGCGCCACAUCAUCGAGCUGUCAGAGGAGAAGGAGUUCGAGGCGCUGCCCCAGCGUCGGCUGCUCGAGUACCUGUCUGACGACAGGCUGCACGUCGACAAAGAGGAGGUGGCCUACCAACUGGCGCUGCGGUGGGUCAAGGCCGAUCCCAAGCGCCGGCUGCGCUUCUGGCCCGAGCUCUUUGAGCAUGUGCGUCUGCCCUUCAUCCGCCGCUUCUACCUGCUGGCCUACGUAGAGAGCGACCCGCUUGUCUACUACUCCCCAUUCUGUCUCAAGCUCAUCCACCAGGCCCGGGCCUUUCAGUCGUCCGAGUACGACCGGCAUGACUACCCGUGUGAGAGGAUGAGGGCCCGCCCCUCCACUGGCCUGGCCGAGAUACUGGUGGUGGUGGGCGGCUGCAACAAGGACUGUGACGAGCUGGUAACGGUGGAUUGCUUCAACCCACAGACUGGCCAGUGGCGAUACCUCGCUGAGUUCCCUGACCACCUGGCUGGUGGCUACAGCAUCACUGCCUUUGGCAAUGACAUCUAUGUAACAGGUGGUUCUGAUGGGACGUCAUUAUAUGAUUGUGUGUGGCGAUACAAUUCCAGUGUAAAUGAGUGGACCGAAGUUUCACCUAUGUUGCAAGCCCGUGAAUACCACAGUUCCGUUGUGCUCAAGGGACACAUAUACAUUCUCGCCCACGACAGCCUAGAACGCUACGAUCACUCUGUGGACAGUUGGGAGGUCCUGCAGCCAAUGCCAUUCCCUAUGGACAACUGCUCAAGCACGGCCUGCCGAGGCAAACUAUACACCAUUGGAACCCUUACUGGUGAGGAAUCGAUGGCAAUUCAGUGCUACGACCCUGAGAUUGACUUGUGGAGUAUGGUGACGUGUGGCUCAUUGCCUCCGUGGCUACUUGUACCAAAGAUGGUGACUCUCAAUGGAUUAAUAUACUUUGUCCAGGAUGACUCUGCAGAGGUUGAUGUGUAUAACCCAACCAAGAAUGAAUGGGACAAGAUCCCACCCAUGAAUCAGGUCCACGUUGGGGGAAGUGUAGCUGCCCUGGGAGGAAAGCUGAUUGUCUCUGGAGGCUAUGAUAACACCUUUGAAUUAUCUGACGUAGUUGAGGCCUACGAUUUUCAGACUGGCUCCUGGACGAUUUUGGGUCACCUUCCUCAACCUACCUUCUGGCACGGGUCUGUCAGCAUUUUCCGACAGUUCAUGCCCACUGCCCGGGUCUCCUUCGAAGGAACUGCCAAUGACAACCAGAACAAUGAAAUAAACAGUCUAAAUCUGGCCCGGUAUCGGAGGAAUCUUCACAAUGAGAACCUCCGCCUUUUGCACUGAUCACAUUGGAAUGAAGGCUCAGACAUGUACAGUGAAAGCUGCUCUGGCAUCCUCAAAUCAGCUGGCUGCCUCCAACUUCCAAAAGAUUGCCAAUAAGUAGUGAACUGUUUAGUGUCAACUUAGUGACUGUCUUUCCUUAUUUCAUUUAAAAAUUGUCCUUGUUGUCACCAUCAGCAGUCACUGGUCUGACCGAAUUUGGUUUGCUAAUAUUCCCUGGGUUCUCUAGCAUUGACUGCUGGCUUGAUUUGUCAUUUGGGUUUCACUAAAAAUAGGAAGAUACAAGUUUUGUCUUCCUGGACUUCUUAUCAAUUAUCACUUGUUAUAAAGCAUUGGUUAAGAAAGAAAAUUUGCUUUAUAUAGCUCCAGAUGAUAUCCAGUUAAAGCUUCACUUGCAAUCAAUUUACUUUUGAAGUUCAACAAUGUUGAAAAAUGAAGGAACCAUGCUGUGCAUAGCAGAAACCAUGAACAGGAAUGUGGAUAAUUAUUUAUUUUAAUGAUAAUGCUUGAAGGAGAGAUAUUGGGGUGAUAGGACAUUGAAGAAAACACCAGUAAUCAGGGAGAUGAAAUCAUUGUGUAAUGCUCUGAGAAAAGGAACAUAAUUACUUUUUUUUUCUAAUAUGAAAUCGAUUCUAAGUCAUACAAAUCAGACAACAUUCAUAAUACCAGAGUUUGAGUAGGUCAAAAACUGAGGGCUUGCUUUUGCAAUGAUCUCUAGACCAAGCUUCUAAAAUGGCUAAUGUUGUCAUCAAAUUCCAGGGCUGCUGUUGCUGGGCUGGCUGUGAGGAUAAAUUAGAAAGUGCAACUACCGUAAAACUUAAAUAGUUUGGAAAUCCCAGUGUUUGACAACUGGGUCGCUGGAUGCUCAUUCCUAUGCUUCCUACAAAUACACAUGAAUCCUGAUUUCCAUGCUCCCUUUAAAUUUAGUGUUUGCUGGAAAUUUUAUAACUAAAGUGUAAAAGGAGAAUUAAAAGUGUCUUUGAAUAUAAAUUGAAAUACUAAUCAGUAGUUCAAAAAAAUCUGCCAGUUCAGCACCACUUAAGUCCCUAGUAUGCUGGUUUAACAGAACUCUAAUUCUGGCACAAGAAUUAUGAGAUGAUUGGCCUCUUAAUGUACUUUGAUUCUGUGAAUGCAAAAGACAACAGAUGAUCUGUCACAUGGCAUUGCAGAUGCUAUUUAAAAACGUCACUUGGUGUAAAACACUAUCAGGUGCUGGACUCUUCAGUGAAGCUGCAUGUUCCAGUGGGAUCCUACUGUAAGUUUAAAACCAAACUUAUUGUGUGGGGAUGGGCAAAUAGAGGCAGAACACAGCUUAAUAUUGGGUACAUUCAGUUUAGGCUUUGGCCUUAUACUGCAACUGUUGAACAGAUUAGUGAUAUUUACUUGAAAGUGUUGUCAGUUUUGUUGGCUUUUGAAAAGAUCUUGUUAAAUUCAGUACAACACUGUGUGACCCUGAGCAGUGGAAACUGUGAAGGUGUCAGUUCCAUCUUCUGUCUGAUGCCCCCCAUGAUCCACCAGCUUCCUGUGAUUGACUGUUGAAAGACCUGGAUUCGUAUCAGACCUUUCAUAACCUAGGAAAUAUGAAAAGCACUUUAUAGUAACCUAGUACAUUUUGAAUUGUUAAGCAGGGCAAUAACUUGGGCAACUGAUUUGUGCAGACAAGAUUUCACAAAUUACCCAAUUAAUCAUUUGCAGUUUGUUGAUGAAUGUGUGACACCAGAUGCAGGUGUGAAAAUGGGAAGUGAUUUGAGCUACAUAUGUUUUUCUAAACAUCAGAAGAAUUUUAGUAGUGAUGGUAUUUUUUAAUAUGGCAACAAUAAGAGCAUGAACUAUUGCUCACCCAGUCAGAAAUGGGAACCAUUGAUACUAAGAGCUAUUGAACAGGAAUUAAAGGACUCCAGGCAGACUUCACCAACAGUCCUUUUAAAGUACUGUCUUUUUGUAUUUUAAGGUUGAAUCUGAUUAGAUGAAGUUCUGAGUGAAUCUUGAGAUUGUAUUCCCCAAUUCUAAAUUCUGUACCCUCACUCAAAUGGUGAUAUGGAAUCUUUUAAUUUGCCUCAGUUUCCCCAUAGUCCUCAAUCCCCCCCAACAGUUUACCACCCAAAUUGAGAAGGACAGAAUCUGCUUUUGGCUUGUCCCAGAUUAUCUCCUCUUGAGUGGAAUGGAUGGGGUACUUGCAUUAAUAUUUAUAAAGUAGUGGAAAUAACGAGAGUGCAAUUAAAUAUUUCAGUUUGGAAUAAAUCACAAAAUGAAACAUUUUGUCUAGCUGUUUGCAAAAAGUAAUGUUGUGGAUAAUUUAGUGAUAUGAACACAACGUGAAACAAAUUUGCUGGAAGCAGUAUUCUGUCCAUUUAUUUGGAAGGAUGUCAAUGUGUAAGAGUUUUGCUCAUCUGUCUCUCAUUCCUAAAGGCACUGCCUCUUUCUGGGUUACGAUUUGAGGCCCUAUUUUCCAAUCAUCCAUUAUUUCUCUCAGUCAACUUAACUUACCAAUACUUACAUGAAAAUAGAGCAAGUCAUUUGAUCACAGUUGGAACUGAGAUAUCCUCCCUUAUGAACUGUAAUCAGGAGUUUUGUUUUAUCCUUCCUCCUUAGAUUGGAGUACUGAAGCCAAGAGUAGUCCCACAGCCUGGUGGCUGAGGUGAGAUAGUGGAACCUGUGCCUUUGCUGGUUCAGAGUUCAGCUCAGGUGGAGAAACUUUCUUGAAGAUUUUUUUUAAACUUUGAAUUACAAUAUUAUUAUUUUAUAUAUUGAAGAGAAAUGAACACUUGAGGAACUUAAUACAGUUGCCUUUCAAAAUCUCUGGCCUUUGCUGUGAGUUUUGAGCACUAUUUCCUGGUUUUAUCUUGAGUUUUCAGUGUGUAUUGUUGAAGUGCAGUGAAUUGUUGUAUAUACAUGCAGUUUAUAUUGAAGUUACACUAUACAAAUUCCACUAAAUAAAAUGUUUAUGCUUCAAACUUGA